Messenger RNA from Carassius carassius (crucian carp), 2328 nucleotides. Its product is annotated as transmembrane protein 151B-like. Lineage: Eukaryota; Metazoa; Chordata; Actinopteri; Cypriniformes; Cyprinidae. The coding region runs from base 194 to 1840 and encodes 548 amino acids. The transcript has 2 exons. The record is from RefSeq and is a predicted model, not a curated record.
UCCGCAGUCUCCCCGCGGUCUCCGCCCCCGGUCUGCCUGAAUGGGAACACCCAGAGCGGGAUCCCCGGCAUUCCUGGCAUCAUUCCCAAAUACAGCACAGCCGGACAAAACAACGUCCUGAAGCGUGUUUUCAUUGAGAAAAGCGGCGUAUUGCAGAUAACAUAUUUGACUGCAAUGUUACACCUGCCGCAGGAUGUUGUCUCUAGAUCUGGAAACUGAUACUACUGCGGAGGACACCGCGCCGAGCUCCCCAGAUGGAGGCGCGGAGACACCGGCCAGCCUCGAUGUGCUGGAAGAGCAAUGGCCAAUAAAGCAGUCCCUGAGUGCCUCUAUGUGCCGCGAGACGCACUGGCGAUGCCUUCUCCUUUCACUGCUCAUGUUCAGCUGCCUGGGAGCCGUGGCCUGGUGUCAGCUCACACAGGUCACCAAGCUGAGCUUCGAUUCCUCCAGUACUUCCCUCACAGCCUCAAUGAACUCUCUUAGAGGAGGAGGUCGUGCCAUGAUAUACCACGAUAGCCCUUGCUCUGACGGUUAUGUGUACAUCCCCUUGGCCUUCCUGCUCAUGCUCUAUGCCGUUUACAUUAUGGAGUGCUGGCACUGUCGUGCCCGCAGCGAGUUACAGUGCAAGACCAACGCUGAGAGCUUGUACGAAAGGGUUCUGCGCAUGCGUCAAGCCCGACCGUGCGUCUGGUGGAAAGCCAUCAGUUACCAUUUCGUACGCAGGACUCGACAAGUGACGCGUUACCGGAAUGGAGAUGCCUACACGACCACGCAGGUUUACCACGAGCGUGUGAACACACAUGUGGCAGAGGGCGAGUUCGACUACAGCCACUGCGGAAUGAGAGACAUCUCGCGCAACUUGCGUGGGCUGGAGGCACACGUGGCGACACGGUUACAUUUCUCCAAGUGCUUCAGUUUCACAGGAGCAGGGCCUGAAAAUGCUUACCUCAACCAACGCGCCAGGUUCUUCUCGGAAAUCGAGGGACUGGAUGAUUACAUGGAAGCCCGCGAAGGCAUGCUACUGAAGAACGUCGACUUUAAAGAACACCUUAUAGCUUAUGUGGAUCCCGACCAAUUGCCGUGGUACACCUCGCGGGUGACCUUCUGGUUGGCAGCUCUCCUCAUGCUCUCCUGGCCACUGCGAGUGCUGAUCGAGUACCGGACGGCGUUUGUGCACUACCAGGUCGAGAAACUCUUCGGACUAGAGUAUAGCAAUGACAGCCCGUCUCCAGAGGCAGAUGCCACCACGAGGAACCUUCCAAGAGUAGAAACCGUCGAGAGUACGGAGCUGGAAUGGCACAUUCGCUCAAACCGCCAGCUUAUACCAAGCUACUCGGAGGCCAUGCUAAUGAACCUGGGGACUUCUGGGUCAAACCACAGAGACAGCAUUUCCUCCAACCGCUUGCUGUUGGAUAGCUGCUCAGCGCAGAGCUACGGGACAUUGGUGCAGAACUGUGAGCACUGUUGCCAACGGGAAGGCGGGCGAAGACGGCCGACCAUCAGCUCUAGCUGUUCCUCCAUCUUCUCUCGCCACACCUUCCACUCCCGUGUGUCCCUGGACACCUCGCACUUCUCGCUGUGCCGCAUGUAUGGCUCUAGGCGCACCAUGGGACUGUGGAGGAGCCGCAGUAGUACACUUACAGAGCGCUGCUGCCCCGAUGAGCAGUGCUGCAGGUCUUACACCAGUCAGCUUGCACUUAACGACAGCCCGCCGAACUACCAAGACGCCCGCUUCUUCCCAGUCCUUAUUGUACAUCGACCUGAGGGCUGUGGAGACUCCUCUGAGGUGAGGAGGUAUUAUGUUCGCAGAGGCUCCUGUUGUGUGGAGACUUCGGUUUAAAAUGGCUUGAAGUGGUCGAUAGAAAAAGUUUGUUAAGCAUUAUUAUUUGCACUAUGCAGAAAGUGGACUUGAUGCCGAACGGAUGAAGUUUAUUCUCAUGAACUUUGUCUUGCUCAUGUGCAAAACUGUGGCUUGUUCAGUGCAGCACUGAAGACUUUUUCGUUUACAUUUUGAUUUCAACUGAAGGGCUGGAUUGGAAUUAUCAAUAAAUAGAACAAGCUCUUCAUACUAUUUAUGAACAGUUGGCUGACAAAUACUGUAUGUCAGUUUUAAUAAAUGCAUUUAAAAGGAGAUCUAUUAACAAACACAUUACAUUUUAAGUUAAAAACAUGCAUUGCUUGUUUGUGGCCACUGAAUGUAAAGGUAAUGACUACUGAUUUGCUCAAAGGACAUAAUUAAGAGAGAAAAUUUAUUCAAUAGCUGCCAUUUUGCCUUUGUUACUAAUCUGAAAUUGUUUUUAAAGAAAUAAAUAGAUCAAAUAGAUUAAA